UUUGAUUGUUAUUUUCUUUUCAUAUCAACUUUGUAACAAAUAAUCAAUGUUCAAUGUAAAUUCUAACAAGAGGUAUCUUUUUUUUCUUUUUAAUACGGUCACGUGAUCGUUCGGCUGCUGUAUUUUAUACAUUUGUUGUUUGUUUGGUAUUCAGUUAAAGAAACGGAGAACUUUUUUUUGUUUUUGUUUUUAUUUAAAGAAAUAGAAGGAAGGAAGAGUUUAAAGGAUAAUGAAUUUAAACACACAGAUAGAAGUUAUGUCGGCAGACAAACCGUCGACUUCAGACGCUUCCGGUGACGGAGAUACUUCCACGCCUUCUAAACAGGAGCAGGGGCAUCUACAAAUUCAUGCCGCUCUCCAAUCUGGAGGACAGUUGCUGAAAAAUUCGAUUCCAAUUCUUGGUCGAACCUCAGCAGAUCCUAAAGAUCAACAACCAACUGUAUUGUAUGCACAAUUAGCAAAGGCUAUCCCAACUUCUACUACUGAUGGAACUACUAUGAUUACUGGACAGCAAAUAUUAGCUAACUUAGCCCCUUUGCAAAAGGUUCAAAAUAAAUGUUCAUUGCUAAAGAAGAGUUCAACAUCUCAAGGCGGUGUUUCCGGAACGUCGGACAAGUCAACCUUCCCUCCAAAUAUUCUUCAUUUUGUUUCAACUACAAAUAUCAUCCCGAUUGGUUCAGUAGCACCUUCGUCAAAGGGUUUACCACGUUAUAUACUUCCUGUCGGAAAUAAUAUCGAAAAGAUCAAGCAGGACUUGUUACAGUCAUCGAGUAAAGAAGUCGCUGAAUCGACAGAGGACGGCUCUCAGUCUAAUCAGAAAAGUGCUCUAAAAGCAGCAGUAUCUGGUGUUCCUAUUGCCAUAAUUCAGUUGCCGUCCGACGUUGUAUCAAAACAAACUACCGAAGAAAAGCGCCGCCGAAAGCAAACUCUGAAAGCAAAAGAUAGUUCGCCGGCAGCUAAACAAUCUGACGACGAAGUUGCACCUAGAAAAAAGAGGAAAAGAAAGGAAAGCAACGAAGAAGAACAAGUUAAAAGGACGAGAAAAAGAGCUCCUGCCCACCAUAAGAACGCCCUCUAUGAGGCCGAAUUAGAAAAGGACGAAGAAAGGCGUUCUAAGCACGCCAGACGAAAAUCUCAGAGAAAGGCCGCCCAAUUUAAAUAUUGCGACGAUCCAGGUGACGACGAAACCGGUAAACCCGAAGACACGGAGGAGCUGACUGAAGAAACUCCCACGCAAAAUCGACGAACCUCCCGACGUAGUGCACCGACCAGACGCUUCUACGACGACUUUGAUUUUGGUGAGGGUUUAGAGAUAGCCACUCAAUUUGCUUUCAGUGACGAUGAGGAUGACGAAGACGAAUACGGCCAUAGAAAGAAAAACAGGAAAUUACGUUAUAUAAUGGAAACAAAGAAAAAACGACGGAGUCUCAAGAAGGCUGCCGAACAGCCUACUUCUGAUCCGAAUACCCCAACUGUGAACCUUCGUAAAAAUGCAGCUUUACGGGAAGGUCCAGCAGAACUUCGACGACUCGUUGUACAUAGAGAAACGGGUGAAACAAUGCUGCAUAAAAGCUGCCGUCUUGGUCUAUACGAAGCGGCUAGUUGGCUAGUGAAAACCAGAGACUCUUCCGUUGUACAUGCUAAAGACCACGCUGGUUACACUCCGCUUCAUGAAGUUGCUACUAACGGCAAUCAUAAAAUUGGACACCUACUCCUCCAAGCAGGAGCCAAUGCUAACGUCACUUGUAACGAUGGAACACGACCUCUACACGAAGCGAUUGAUGCUGGUCAUAUUCAGUUAGUCAGGCUACUUCUUGCUUAUGGUGCCGAUUUUAACUUUCCAACGUACUCCGGAAGGACACCUCUUUCGCUAGCAAAGACUGACCAAAUGAAAAAAUUCCUUAACGAUUAUAUUUCUGACAUAAAGGGUACAACGACCGAAGUCUGGAAAUUUUCCAGUACAAGUGACCUUUUAGAUGACUUGGAGACUGUAAAAAUCUUUGAUGAAGUACCACAGGAUACGGAUCAUUUACAAGAAAUAGCUUUUGACUUUGGUGACAUACCAUUGUACAGAUUGAAGACGAGUCCGGACGAAAGCGCUUGCGAAUUUUUCUUAUUGGACGAUAUCAUGCGACUGCAUUAUCCAAAUAAAACAGAAACCCAAGUGUUCCAUGAGGAGUUGCAAGAUGCUGUCAUAAUUGAAAUUACUCGCGAUGACAUUUUAGAACAUAAUCUACAAAAGAUCAAUCCAUCAUUUGAAAUUUUAAAUGUUGUUGCCAAAGGUGAAGAAGAGGCGGAUGCUACAUUAAAACUUGUCUUAGCCGAUGAAGAAGUCAGAAAUAUUUUGGGCUUUAGUCAAGUGGCAGUUUCAAAUAAAAGUAAUUUAACAUCAAAUUCCCACCGGAAUGUCGAUUGCUGUGAGGAUAUGAAGAAAUGUCUAGUUGAAAUAUAUAAUGAGAAGGCUAAGGAUUCUGGCCUUACUCCAAAUCCAGUACCUCUAUGUAUGGAUAAACCGCCAAUAUUAUUGCCUGUACAAAGACUUUCAUGCAAUGAACCGCCAUCUCCAACUCAACAGCCCCUUCUAUCGUCUCCCGAAGGUAAGGUUAAACGAAAGCGAAAGAGAGCCAAGAAAGCAGAUAAGGAAGGAGGGACAGAGCCAGAUAAUUCUGAAAGUCAACCGUCCCCGAAACGCAAAAGAUCCACCUCUCCAAAGAAGGUAAAGGCAACAACACAAUUUUUGGAGCCGCCAAGCAGUCUAGGUUUACCUAAUAAUGUUCAGACAACUCCUGAAAAGAAGCCUAGAAAGAGAAAAAAGAAGGAAACUACUACGGCCGAUACGUCUACCGAAAAAGGCCCUCUUCCAAAUGGUUCUCAAUCAUCUCAAUCGGAUGCAUCCCCUAAUCAGGAGAAGAAGGCUUUUCGAAAGAAGAAGCAAAAAAAGCAGGACGAUCCUCAGGUUGCAGUUCAGACAUUAGAUCUGAACUUGAAUGUUCAAUCACCUAAAACGAAGAAAACUCCAAGAAAAAAGAAACAAGCGAAUGAUGAUGAGAAAACAACUGCAAAAGUUAAAAAAUUGUCGGCAAAAGGAGGGUUAAAAGAGAAGAAACCACCAAUGCCAAUAACAGAUUUGGAUAUAGAAUGUAAAGAGACAAUGCCCGAUGCGAAAAAAGAACAUAUCGUCUUAUCGAUGAGAUUCACAACAAAAGAUGCUACGUGUUUAAUAUUUCUGUUCGUGAUAGCAAUAGCCGUGUUUUUCUUCACAAAAGUAUCAAAAGUGAGCGAGGAUGAUGAAUCCGAUCCAAUUCAGAGAAAAAUUAAUCAAUUAAGAUUAAAAGUAGUAGAAACAGAAGGUUUGAGUAGGGACCAUUGGAACGAUGUACGUUUAUUAAAGGAACAAUUACAGUUGCUGCUAAAAGCUAAUCUGAAGCUUAAUUAUAGCAAUGGCGUCAAUGUCCCGGCUAAACUGCAACAAUUUCUUUCAAAUAUAUCUGCAAUAUCUACAAAUGAUGUCCAACACCCUGGUAUCUAUCACUAUUUACCGCAUAUAAUUGGUAAACCUCAGGCACUUAGACCUAGUUUUACAUUGUCUAAAAAUAGACAAUCAGUGUCUAUAGUAGCCGGGAUACCUACGAUAAAGAGAGAGAGGGAGAGUUAUCUAAUUCGAACUCUGUCCUCUCUUUUAGAAAAUUCCAAUGAGGAAGAGCAGGAUGAUUGUUUAUUUAUAGUUUUCGUUGCUGAGCCAUGGGACUUGAAAUAUGUGAAAGAAGUCGCAGCAAGUGUACAAGAGCACUUUCCUGCUGCUGUUGAUAAAGGAUUGAUAGAAGUUAUUGCCCCACCUUCAGAAUUUUACCCUAAUUUAAAUACUUUACAAGAGACUUUUGGUGAUUCUAAAGAGAGAGUUAAAUGGCGAACCAAACAAAAUUUAGAUUUUUCUUUCCUUAUGCUUUAUGCAAGGAACAAAGCAUCGUAUUAUAUACAGCUUGAGGACGAUAUAAUAACUAAAUAUAGCUAUUUAUCCUUAAUAAAAAGCUUUGCAAUUAAUCAGAAAACACCUCCUGAAUGGGUCAUGUUAGAGUUUUCUUAUCUAGGAUUUAUAGGAAAAUUAUUCAAGUCAACAGAUAUACCCCUGGUUGUGGAAUUUUUUAUAAUGUUUUACAAAGAUAAGCCUAUUGAUUGGCUACUAGACCAUUUGUUAUCUGUUAAAGUUUGCAAUCCAGAGAAAGAUGCAAAACGCUGUCGUAAAGACAUAGAGCAAAUUCGUAGACGAUAUAAACCAUCUCUAUUUCAACAUAUUGGAACGCAUUCAUCGCUCAAGGGAAAGGUACAAAAGCUGAAGGAUAAAGACUUUGGAAAACCUCAAUUACAUAAAGGUCAUCGAAAUCCCCAUGCUGAAUUAUCAACAUCUUUAAAAGUCUAUCAAAAGUAUUCAAUAGAAAGAUCGUAUAUAGGAGAAACUUUCUUUUGGGCGUUUACUCCAUUUGCCGGAGAUUAUAUUACAAUUAAAUUUACUCCUCCUAUAUUUAUCGAAAGAUUUUUAUUCAGAAGUGGCAAUUCUGAACAUCCUGGUGAUAAAUUUUUUAACACUACGAUCGAACUAUUGCCUGAAAGUGGAGUUAUAAAUCCGGCUCUAAAAUAUCCAAAGACAUCGGACAACUACCUCAUCGUUGCAAACUUUUCUCUUGGUGGAGAGGCAUCUGCUGUUUUAAAUUCGGGUGUACCUAAAAUACAUACAAUGCGUCUGAUGACUCAUAGUAAUGGAACAUCGUGGGUUAUAUUAAAUGAAAUCAAUAUUGUCCAAAAGAAAGCUCCAUAG
Dimorphilus gyrociliatus is the source of this 4813-nucleotide messenger RNA. The record is from the annotation of a GenBank genome assembly. Lineage: Eukaryota; Metazoa; Annelida; Polychaeta; Dinophilidae.